UGGAUCUGGUCGUGGUUCCGCCUCCUCAGAUUCACUCCUUAGGUGUGUUUAUUUACAGGUCCCUCCCUGUCUCACUCAGAUACUCCAACUCUCAGGAUCUUGGGGCAUAGACCACAUUGCCCCAGACUCCUGAGCCCCAGGUUCAGCCAUGGGUACCUUCAGCAUCUUCCUCUGCAUCCUGUUCCUCUGUGGGGCUCUGGGUCUUACCACCUCCCCUGCCCAGGGGCGGCUCCACUGUUACAAGUGCAGCUUUGCCAAGCCCUGCAACCCUGUUCCAACUGAGUGUCAGGAUGAUGAAAUUUGUGGCAUCAGUAUUGGCACUUCAGAGUGGAAAGAGACCAUCGAGCGGAAAGGUUGCCUCCCAAGGACCCAGUGCCUGUUGCCUGGCCGUAUCAGCUACUGGUCACGCUCCUAUGACCUUCAACACCACUGUUGUGAGCAGGAUCUGUGCAACACAGCCACCAAGCUGCAGGGGCUCUCCAGCCCCCUCCUCACCCCUCUGCUCCCCCUAGUGGCCAUUUUUACCUGGGUCGGUGACCUCUUCCACUAGCCUCCUGCCCUCAGAUCUGCAGCCUUCAUUUCAGGACUCCACCACCACCAAGACCCCCCAGAAACCCCUGUACAGACACUUUGGAGAUAUGUCCCCAAACUGGACUUUGUACAGACCUCCAAUUCCUGACCCAGGACUUCCACACCCCUCCCAAGGGCUGAUUCACUGCUGCAGCCCCCUGCAGGCACCUAAUCAGAGCCCAAACUCAUAAGGAACUUUUUUCUUUUCUCCCUGGAGCACUGCUCAGCUGUGAGUUAUGGAGGUUUUGGAGACUGAUCCUGAGCAGGCAUGAAAGGUCUUUUGCAUAACUAUUAUGUUGUCUCCGCAGUCUAUGUUCUAUGUUUCUUGUCUUUUCUAGACACCCAUCACUGGAGCCUUCUCUCAGUCACAGUUCUUUAGCAAGGCAGGUGUUUUUCUGGAGUUGUGGGUUCCAAGCCAGGGAAUGGAAGUGGCAUCCAGUAAUACUGGUGUAUGUGUGUUUGCACUCUCUUAAAAAUAACCUCUGGCAGGACCUAGUGGGGGUUGUAUUGAUAUGUGGAAAACUAAGAAAUGUUAUGCAUGUACAAACUAUUGUAUUUAUUGUUGAUUGUAAAACAUUAAUGCUCCAAUAAAGAAAAAAAUAACCUCUGGCAGAUGGGGUUGGAGUACUGGAA
This is a messenger RNA of Erinaceus europaeus (western European hedgehog), 1203 nucleotides long. Its product is annotated as lymphocyte antigen 6G6e-like. Gene Ontology annotation, biological process: acetylcholine receptor signaling pathway; desensitization of G protein-coupled receptor signaling pathway. Gene Ontology annotation, molecular function: acetylcholine receptor binding; transmembrane receptor protein serine/threonine kinase activity; acetylcholine receptor activator activity. The coding region runs from base 149 to 550 and encodes 133 amino acids. The transcript has 3 exons. Lineage: Eukaryota; Metazoa; Chordata; Mammalia; Eulipotyphla; Erinaceidae. Gene Ontology annotation, cellular component: plasma membrane. The record is from RefSeq and is a predicted model, not a curated record.